Lachancea mirantina is the source of this 4440-nucleotide messenger RNA. NCBI's taxonomy places the organism in Eukaryota, Fungi, Ascomycota, Saccharomycetes, Saccharomycetales, Saccharomycetaceae. The record is from the annotation of a GenBank genome assembly.
AUGGUCACACUACCUGUAGACUCAAACAUUGAGUCUAAAGAGGCCAAAGCUGGUGGCAAUUUGGCCGAAAAGACCUACCACGAAAUGGAUGCGCAUCAAAAGCCCCGAAAAUCGACACAGUCGCAAAGCAGCUCCCAGAGGGAAGUACUUGUAGCUUCAGCUGUUCAAGGAAUUGCUAAAUUACCGACUCCCAACAAAAGUGGAGCAGUGGGCCCGGCUCCCAUGGAGCUAACGGACCCUAAAGGAUUCCGUCAUGCCCCCUCAAGGGACAAGAACAAAUAUGAUACAAGCAUUGACACGUCUGCGGUUCUGGUUAGAGAGAGGCACAUACAAGAGAUUGUCGAUAACAUUGGCAAAGACGAUGUGCGCACUUUGUUCCCGUGGCGAAACAUUGGGUCUUUUCGUUCGGCUGCCGACGCUGCUCCUAGCGCUGACUCGCAUCUUAUCAGAGCGUACAUCACCGAGCGAUUCUACAAUGAUUUGUACUAUAACACAGCUGGAAUGAUCGGCACAUGCUUCUUUGCGUGGCUUUUGGCGCAUCUGGGUUUCUCGUGGUGGUCUCUGGGAUUUUUAUUCUUGUGCACUGCCUCUGUUUAUCGCACAGAAUUUCGUCGUUUCAACAGGAACAUUCGCGAUGAUUUAAAAAGAAUCGUUGUGGAAGAGACUCUCACGGAUCGUACUGAAACUACGCUAUGGCUAAACUCGUUUUUAUCAAAAUUCUGGGUUAUCUACAUGCCAGUUCUCUCGCAACAAGUCAAAGACGUUGCAAACCCCACGCUGGCAGGAGUUGCACCAGGAUACGGUAUUGAUGCCUUGUCAUUAGAUGAGUUCACAUUGGGUACAAAAUCACCAACGAUCGAUGGUAUCAAGUCUUACACGAAGAGAGGUAAGGACACCGCGGAGAUGGACUGGGUUUUCUCUUUUACACCGAACGACGUCUCAAACAUGACAGCUAAAGAGGCGAAGGAAAAAAUAAACCCAAAGAUUGCGCUAGGUGUUACGAUAGGAAAAGGAUUCGUCUCGAAAUCGUUGCCAGUUUUGGUCGAAAACAUCAACGUUGCGGGAAAGUUGCGCGUCACAAUCAAGUUUGGGCAGUCUUUCCCUAACAUAGAGAUUGUAUCCAUUUCUCUUCUCGAGCCACCUUUCAUUGACUUUGCUUUGAAGCCAGUCGGCGGGGAUACUCUGGGACUCGACGUGAUGUCAUUCUUACCAGGACUGAAGACGUUCGUGAAGACCAUGAUUAACUCCAAUGUGGGCCCUAUGUUGUACAAUCCAAAUAAACUUGAUAUCAACGUCCAAGAGAUAAUGAAGCAACAGGCACAAGAUGCGAUUGGGGUCGUUGCUGUCACGAUCAAUUCUGCCAAGGACUUACAGGCUCCCGAUUUCGCUGGCAACUCAGUCGAUCCGUAUGUGACCUUAACCACCGACCGUGAUAUCACGGGCGUAACGCCCAUCAGGACUACUGUUAAAUCAAGCAUAACCUCACCCGUUUGGAACGAAACCAAAUAUCUUUUGGUCACAACUUUGGAACAAACACUCUCACUAAAUUGUUUUGAUUUGAACGACCUCCGUAAAGACACCUUAAUUGGUAAAGUGCAAAUUGAUAUGAAGGACUUUUAUCAAAGGCCUUCACUAGAAAAUCAAAAGUCUAAAAUCGUUUCGGGGGGUAAAAAUAGAGGAACCCUCGAUUAUGACAUUCAUUGGCUCCCGGUGACGGAAGAGAAACCUGAAAGAGAAGACGGAGAUGCGACAGAUGAGAAAGAGGGGAGAGAGGAACAGGCAGAGGAGGGACAAGUAGCCUCAGAUGUGGGUAUCAUUAAGCUCACUUUACACAAGGUCAAAGAUUUGAAAGGGUCCACAAGUUCUACAUUUUCAUCUACCUUGAGUCCCUCUGCCGAAAUGCUUGUUGAUGGAAAAGUUGUGAAAAAGUACAGAACCCUUAGACGAAUCAAAGAGCCGUCCUGGCAAGAAACUAAUGAGGUGCUAAUUCCGUCAAAGAAAAAUUGUACUCUGGAAUUCAAGGUUUUUGAUGAAACUGUACGCGGGAAAGAACUACUAUGCGAAUACUCGUCAACGGUAGAAGACUUAAUGGCGCUGCCUAGCCUUGAGCAGAUGACGCUACGUGGUUCCUCACAAGGCCAGAUCAUAGUUUCUGCCCAGUGGAAGCCUGUUGCUAUGACGGGGUCAUUCGCUCCUGCAAAUGCGAGAAAAGAGCCUAUCGGUGCCAUUAGAUUGCAUCUAAUGGAUGCUUUGAUUAGCGAAAAUCUCUCAGGUGUCGGUGAUAUUGAUCCUUACGCUAUAAUACGACUCAAUAGAAAGAUAGUGCAACGCACCCAUUACUUUUCGGAGAACAGGAGCCCAAACUUCAAUACUGUCACCUUUGUGCCCAUCACUUCAGAAAAUCAAAAGCUAUCCAUUGAGCUAAUGGACUACCAACACGUGGGUAAAGAUCGCCAUAUCGGCUCAUAUGAUAUUCCCGUAACUAAACUUGUUGAAAAGGACCAUGAAACCGGAAAAUACGUGCCCAUUGAACAAGGAAAGACAUCACAAUGUCGCUUGCUUAACGAGAAAAUGGAACUCACCAAGAGCUAUUUUAAUGUUUCGAUGUCUUUUAUUCCAAUCCUGCCUGUGUAUGGUCCUGAUGAAUUGGCUAGAGUUGAACAGCUCGAAGCCCAACAGGAAAAGAAGAAGAAAGAGUUCGAAAAGGAGCAGCUGCAACUCCGGGAGGAAAUGGAGAAACAUCCAGAUAAAUAUGAGGUUGUCGAGGUUGAGGACACGGACCAGCUUGCUCUCGGUAUGGACACUAAGGAAAAGAAGACCCUUGACGAAUUGUUAAAAUUUAAUCAAGGUGUUAUAAAUUUGCAAAUUUUGAGGGGAACACUGACCAGGAAGACUGCUUUCCUGCAGCUCAUCUUAGAUGAUUUUCCAAUCCCUGUGUUGACCACUGCCAAAGCUACCAUGGGCAAGAUUAUUCCUGACAACGGUACGUGCUUCAUCCGAGACUUGGAUCAUAGCAGAAUGACUUUUAGAAUCACGCGUAAAGAGAAGGUUAGCGAGUUGGACGAGAUUUUCGACGAGUUUAGCAUUGGCACAAAAGAUCUGUUGAAGAGCAGCUACGAGAAGCCUCACUCUAUAAAGCAAAAAGGUUGUGAAAUCGAAUUGAGAAUGCUUUACACGCCAGCAGCAAAGCAGCUUCCUGACUCCGAGACCGCCUCUGAUACAGGGGUCCUCAAACUGAAUGUCAUAUCCGCCGAAGAUGUUCCCUCACAUGACAGAAAUGGAGCAUCUGACCCCUUUGUCGUUUUUUCUGUGGACGGGCGGAAAAUCGAGAAGACUGAAGUUAUCAGGAAGACAUUGAGCCCUGUUUGGAAUCAAAGAUUUGAGGUCCCUAUCCCUUCGAGAUCGAGAGGUGAAGUCAAAGCUGAGAUUUAUGAUUGGGAUAGAGCGGGUUCUAAUGACCUCCUUUGCUCGAGUAUUGUUGACUUAAAAACCUUGAUUCCAGGUAAGGGCCAAGAGUUUGAUUUGAGCAUGGAACCUCAGGGUAAACUCAAACUAGGAAUAACUUUCGAAGCCGGAUACCUGUACCCACCUCUAGAUCCGGUGAAGGGUAGCCUUACGGGUAAACCUUGGAAGGUCAUCGGCGGCGCAGCCAAUGUAGGAAUGGGAGUUGCGGGUGCUGGUAUGGAAUUUGCAGGCGCUGGACUAGGCGCCGCUCACAGUGCGGCUGGAAUGGGACUGGGAGGUGUAAGUAAAGGUGCGCGACUUUUGAGAGGGAAGACUUCUAAGAAGUCAAAGAGUCGGGAAAACGCUGAUAAUUCUGAUAUAAUUCCUGACAAUAAAAGAGCACAAGCCUCUGGGGAAGCACGGAAGUCACUUGAUUUUGACCCUUCGAAGCCCAAUAAUAGCUACGCUAAGGUUCAAACAGCCCAGCAACCUGCAACCCAACAAAAAAAUGGAGAAGGCUCGAGUAUCGCUGGCGCUCCUGGGCCAAUCCACACGCGCUCUCCUUCAUCGACCAGCAGUUUUGCCCGUACGCUAGCGCCAAAUGGCACUUACAAAGGUAAGGUAACGAUAGUUGCGGCCGAAAAUAUUGGUAAAGCCAUACAGAUCCGUGUGUCUCUUGCACAGGGAGGGCGUAUGAAGCAUUUGUACCGCACUGAGAAUAGGAAGACGGAUGGUAAUGGUUUUACGUCCUUCGAUGAGACAUGUUCAUUUAAAGCUUCCCCAGAAGCCAACCUAGUUUUUGGCGGAGUGCUCGUUCACAAGCUCAGCAAGGAUACCGAUCUUGGGAUUGCUCAAAUUAACCUCGGCGACCCCCAUAUACAGCAGGAGGGACAAUUAUCCUUACGACUGGGAAAAGGUCAUCUCAUAGUCAAAAUUGAUUACGGCAGUGAGGAUCUUCCGCCUGUUCCUGACAUUCCUUUCGAGUACAAGAAUUAA